AUGUGGCCUGUGCUAAAGCGAAAUGAAGUUAGUUCAAAAUUAAAUCAUAUAACAGAUCUUAUUCAAGCUAAAGAAAAAAAUCGUCGUUUUAUUGAAAAUGGUAUUAGACCAAAACAAUUUCGUUUACUAAAAACUCAUCAUUUAUUUAAAAUACUUACUAAUAUUAUUGUUUCAACUUUUCAUGAUCUCCCUGAUCGACAAUGGACACCAAUGAUGGAAUCAGUAUUUGAUAUUAUUUUAAAUUAA
Messenger RNA from Rotaria sordida, 246 nucleotides. Lineage: Eukaryota; Metazoa; Rotifera; Eurotatoria; Philodinida; Philodinidae. The record is from the annotation of a GenBank genome assembly.